UACAUAUGCUUCGUGACGCCGAGGAAAACAAACAAAGCAGUUGGGCGAAGGGUGAGAGAGAAGAUAGUGAAGCUUCUCGAGUGGUUGGCGAUAAUGGCGACGGCUCUCCUAUUUCCUCCUCCUCCCUCUCCCGCUUCUCUGCGGAGCAAGGGAAACCCUAGAUUCUGUCUCUUCUCUUCGAUUCGUGUUUCCUCGGAGCUCAACAAUCCCAAGAAAUUCAGAAGCAGGGCCGUCGGAGAGAAGACCGGAGAGGUCAGCAAGAACACUUCGUCAUCAUCGUCUUCUUCUUCGGCGGAGGAGAUCACGAAGAAGUAUGGGCUUGAAGUUGGUCUUUGGAAGAUAUUCAGCUCCAAGGAUGGAGGAGGAGACGGAGAGAAUAAGAAGAAGAAAUCAAAGACAGACGAAGCCAAGGAGCUGCUCGCUAAGUAUGGAGGUGCCUACUUAGCCACAUCCAUUACUCUCUCAUUGAUCUCAUUCUCUCUGUGUUAUGCCCUCAUCAGUGCCGGUAUCGACGUUCCAUCUCUUCUUCAAAAGGUCGGGAUCUCAACCAAUGAGGCUGGAGAGAAAGUCGGGACCUUUGCCCUUGCUUACGCAGCACACAAAGCCGCAUCCCCGAUAAGGUUUCCACCUACAGUCGCACUGACACCUAUAGUAGCAAGUUGGAUCGGGAAGAAAGUCGGAAAGGAUGACUAGUUUUCCCAAUAAGCUGUAGUCAGCUCAUAGUAAAUAGUUAUCUCUCUACAAGGUAUCGAAACUCUAAUCUUCUAUAUAUAUAUAUAUAUGAUACCAACUGAUACAAUGGUGAUAAUCACGGUCCAAAGGUACACAGUCUUGUCAAGUUCCUUGUUUCGGAACGGUGAUUAUCUUUUCCUA
Tarenaya hassleriana is the source of this 873-nucleotide messenger RNA. RefSeq lists its product as uncharacterized. NCBI's taxonomy places the organism in Eukaryota, Viridiplantae, Streptophyta, Magnoliopsida, Brassicales, Cleomaceae. The transcript has 3 exons. The record is from RefSeq and is a predicted model, not a curated record. Bases 94 to 693 code for a protein of 199 amino acids. Gene Ontology annotation, cellular component: mitochondrion.